This is a messenger RNA of Colletes gigas, 964 nucleotides long. RefSeq names its product peroxisomal membrane protein 11C (gene Pex11c). The transcript has 5 exons. Lineage: Eukaryota; Metazoa; Arthropoda; Insecta; Hymenoptera; Colletidae. Gene Ontology annotation, biological process: peroxisome fission. Gene Ontology annotation, cellular component: peroxisomal membrane. Bases 220 to 918 code for a protein of 232 amino acids. The record is from RefSeq and is a predicted model, not a curated record.
GUUUCAUAAAUGAUUAAUAAAUAUCCAAGUAUAGACUAUUAAAUAAUAAAUGAACUACUUUGCUCGCAAUCAAGUGUCACUUACAUAAUAUAAUCAACAGUCCUUGAAACUGAUCAUUAUUGUGUACUUGUUCUUCUGUAAUAAAGUACAAUUUUUCAGAAGGUGUUCAUCGGUCAAAUUUUCAUAUCCAGUGUUGCACGUCAAUAUAUAUAAACAAAUAUGAAUAUUGGUCUGAUAUCGGAAUACCUAGACACGUACCAAGGAAGAGAUAAAUUUUUAAGAACUUUGUCUUACGUAGCGAAAUUAGUUACGUUAGGUACGUCGUCGAAGGAAACGGAAGAAAAGUUGAGAAUAUUUAGUAGUCAAAUGAGCGGGUGUAGAGUGAUUUUAAGAUUAUUGGACGAUAUACCAAUGAUUCAUUAUGCUAUGACUUAUGAAUGGGGAAAGAAGGAGCCAGAUUGGUUGAUCAAAUGGGCAGAAUUGGUACAAAUUGCAGUGGACACUAUAUUCUGUCCGAUAGAACACAUUUCUUGGGCUGGUGAACGCAAAUUAAUUAAAAUUAAUAUUGAAAAGUGGAAUAAUGUUUCAACAUGGUUUUGGAUAAUUUCCCUUCACUUGUCGUUAAUAAAGUCCCUGAGAAAAUUAAAAAAGUGCAAUAACUAUAAAACAUAUCUUGGUGAAAGUAAUAGCAACACAAGAAUUGCCCUGACAAUAGUAAAUAAACAACGAUGGAUUGAACUAUUGUCCUGCACACGAUUAAUAUUAGAUAUCAGUUAUGCAGUUAGUUAUUUACCACGUGGUGUAUUAUGGGGGGGUAAAUUAAAAAUUUGGCAAGUUGGUGCACUUGGGACUGUAUCCUCCCUGAUCGGUUUGUACCAAGCAAUCAGCAAACGAGCAGAACAGAAGAAAUAUUUGUAAUGAUAUACAAAUUUUGUACAGAGAUGUUAUAAAUUCUGUAAAAAAA